Molecule: messenger RNA, 2504 nt
Organism: Cydia strobilella
Lineage: Eukaryota; Metazoa; Arthropoda; Insecta; Lepidoptera; Tortricidae
Exons: 2
Coding region: 36-929 (297 amino acids)
Molecular function (GO): protein binding
Source: RefSeq, a predicted model, not a curated record
UUAUCGGCGAGAGUGAGUGUUGUGUUUGUGUGGAAAUGUUCAAGAUGGAGCGAAUACUUAUCAUGCUACUAAUGGUGACAACGAUAAAUGCAAUCGUGGUAAAACAAAGACUAACUCAGGAGGACUGUGACAAGAUGGAUAUACGGAAGAUAAACAAUUAUUACUACGUGAAAGGUGCCCCGAUUAACCUAACUGGGAUACCUUCAGAUUUCUCUGUGCACUGGCGAUCCGGAAGAGUUUUCUUUACACUAAUAAGUGAUGAUUAUUUAACAAUGAGAGUCCAAGUAUUAAAAGGUAAUCAAGUAAACACUAUCAAAAUGGAAGUCGUCGGUCAGUCAACCACAGUAGAUAACUAUAACGACAUUGUAUAUGUGGCUACUGAUAAUGGAGUGUACAUAUAUAAUGUCGAUGGUACACUUGAACAUUACGCAGCGGCUGGAGAAGAUGUUAUGUAUGUCGCCGUUUCGAAAGAUGGUACCAACAUGUACAUAGCCACAUGGCCUCAGAAUAGAGUGCAUUUAAUUAGUAAUAACGGUCAGAAGCAGGAGACUUUCUCCUUAAUACCUAAUGGACAUGAUUUGAGAAUAGACCCUUCUAACAACGUGUAUUUUGUCGCAGCUAAAACUUCUUACGUUUUGCAAGCAGAAAAUACUAUACCUAUUAGAAUCAAAGGCUUGCCAACGAAUAAUAUGACAGGUAUUUUUGUAAAUAGAUCAGAUAAGACAUAUGCUAUGGAUGAAUCAGGAAAUAUGUAUAAAAUAGAUCCAGAUAAUGCUAAAGCUAUUCUUCUUGGUUCAUUCCACAUUAAUGGUGUAAAUGCUUUCGCUUUGGACGCGUUUGAUAAUGUACUUAUAGGUGUAAAUGGCGCCAUUUUGAAAUACAAUAAAAUGGAAAAUUCUCCCUGUAGUGUGCUCAUGACGCUGAGUUAGGAUUGUGAUAAAAAAUCCGAAAUUUUGGCAAUAAAAGGCUAAGUUUAAAUUAAGUUACAGAAGUUAGCAUAUGUGGAUAGACUGAAAGUGUAUAUUAUAGCAAGAAAACCCAUUUUGGAUUCAAGCGAAUUUGGAUGUUCAAAAACUGAUAUAUGAAUAAUUAAAGUCCUAGGCUAUACCUAUCAAUACAUUAAAUAUAGUGUAUCUGUUGAUGUGAAACAAACACUGAUUUAAACUUUCACGAUUCUUACUUGUUCACGUAUUUAUGAACCCUUCGAUAACUCAGCUGGUCCUAGGUGCCCUAGCGUAUUAAAAACUUUGGACAGGCAUUGCAAUCAACCAAUAUGGAAUAGCCACUAACCUUGAGCACACGCCGAUGAUUUUCGAGGAUCCUGGUCCUUCUUCAGCUAGCUAGCACUUCCAGGGCCUUGAGAGGUCGUCACACACGCCUUGUAAACUGAUUGUUCGCAAACACCACCGAAAUACCGAAUUUUGGAAAUAUUAACACACAGAGGAACAUGCGUUGCAGGCCGCGCCCGAGCCGAAGUGAUUGACAGUCCGAGGUAUUGAAUCUACCUCCGAAUUUGCUCCGAAACGGCAUACCCUCAUAUUAAAAAGAUUACAAUGCCCGAACAUUACUCAUUAUUAUUCACAACGGCGAGACUUAAUCGCGUAAAAUAAGUUUUUAAACCUCCGACGUUUCGAGGACGGUGGUCUCGGAGAAGACUGGCUCAAGUUGACAUCAACAUCUUCUAGCCGCGCGAGUUUUUCGAACUACCCGCACUUGGUCUUGAUUAUCAGCUUGAACGUUUACGCGAUUAAAUCCCACCGCUGUGACUUAUUAACAGUAUCACGCUAAUUCUAGUCUUAUUUUUUUACCUGUUUGUGAUUUUAUUUGUUCCGUACGCCUCUUACGACACUUACCUAUUGGGGGUAUGUCUCAAAUAUUAUGUUAUAUAUGUAAGAUAGGUAUUCGUAUUCGUACUUUGGUUUUGUAAAUUUAAAAUUGUAAACAAUUGUACUGACAUAUUUCAAAGAAUUUUAAUAGGUAUUAACUUUUUGUAAUAAGUAAGUAACUCUCUUUUUAUAAAUUCGAUUACACAGCGUACUACCUAUGUACAGUAACCUGCAAUAAUAUGUACAUAACAUGUACGCUGUUAUGGCUCUACAAAUAAGAUUGUGUCAAAUAUUUUUGCGGCCUUCGUUGUGCAACAUAUUAUUGCAGGUGACUGUACGUAGGCGAACAACACGCGAACGCGAAGCGGCGCGGCGCGGCGCGGAGCGGGGUGAAUCAAUCCUGUCAUACCUAUAGCGUGGGCGAUCUCGUUGCGAACGCGAACGCCUUGGAACCGCCGCGCUCCGCCGUGCCGUUUCGCUUCGCGUUCGCGAGUGUUUGCCUACGUAAGACUAGUAUAAGACUAUGUUACAGUAUGUUUCGUUAAAAAAAAUCACAAUAUACUCAUUCAAUUCACAUUAGUUAAAAAUGUUUAUGUCAGUGAUUAAUUUUAACUUAUUGCUGGAAAGAAAAAUAAAUUUGUAAAUUUAUUAAAAAUAUAAAUUACACUAAACAUUCAA